UCUCCCAAGCUUUUGAAUUGUAUCACUUGGUUAUCAACUACAAUUCAUGUCAUCUACUAUCCUCCAGUCCACACGAGUGAGUUCUCAAUCCACAUUGAUCUUACUAUAUACUUGAUUACUCACUCAAAAGCAAAGCACAGAAUUUAGCAAUGGAUUCGAUUCUACUUUCAAUAUUUUUGUUAUUCCUAACAAUUAUAGUCCCCCUUCAAGUCGAAGCACAUAAAGUUGGUCACCGUCUUCCACAAAUCACAGUCAUGGGGAUCGUCUAUUGUGACAUUUGUUCCAAUAACACCUUCUCCAGGAACAGCUACUUCCUACCAGGUGCUGAAGUGAAAAUAGAGUGCAGGUUCCAAGCAACUUCUCCGAGAACAAACGAGCAGAUAACAUUUUCAGUGAACAGAACAACCAACAAGCAUGGGAUAUACAAAUUAGAAUUAGCAGCAAUCGACGGAAUCGAAUGUGCGAGAGAGAAUGCAAUAGGGAAUUUAUGCAGGGCAAGCUUGAUAAGAAGCUCAAAUCAUGCAUGCAAUGUUCCUGGCUACAAAAGCACCACGGAUGAAAUCACUAUCAAAUCACAAGCAGCAAAUCUCUGUAUCUACAGCCUCAAUGUAAUGAAUUUUAGACCAUCGAAAACAGAUAUUGCUUUGUGUGGGAAUUAGACUAGUACUACUGCUUUCCAACUUUCCCUCUUUGUAAUUCAUUCUUACCUUGUUAGAUCUAUGCAUUCUUGUUGCCUGCGUAA
Daucus carota subsp. sativus is the source of this 742-nucleotide messenger RNA. Its product is annotated as major pollen allergen Ole e 1. The record is from RefSeq and is a predicted model, not a curated record. The transcript is spliced from 2 exons. NCBI's taxonomy places the organism in Eukaryota, Viridiplantae, Streptophyta, Magnoliopsida, Apiales, Apiaceae. Bases 150 to 659 code for a protein of 169 amino acids.